Messenger RNA from Eucalyptus grandis, 2100 nucleotides. RefSeq names its product chaperone protein DnaJ. The coding region runs from base 178 to 1659 and encodes 493 amino acids. Gene Ontology annotation, cellular component: cytoplasm. Lineage: Eukaryota; Viridiplantae; Streptophyta; Magnoliopsida; Myrtales; Myrtaceae. Gene Ontology annotation, biological process: response to heat; protein refolding. The transcript has 11 exons. The record is from RefSeq and is a predicted model, not a curated record. Gene Ontology annotation, molecular function: heat shock protein binding; ATP binding.
CUUAAUUUUUCCCCCUUCAUCUGCCUCCUCCGACUCGCUCACGCGAAGUUCGAUUUCCGCAGCUUCUCAGCAGACCGCCAUGAACGAGACAGCUGUCCCUGCAUUCCUGCUCUUCAGCCUAUCGGAGUAGAAAGAUUCGCCGCCGACGAGCGAGUCCCCGCGCCGGAACCCGAUUCGAUGGCCGCGGCAUUAUUCGCCCCGCUCGCCCCCUCAGUGCCGCCGCCCUUAUCUUCCUCCUCCUCCUCCUCCCCGCUCUACGCCGGCGGAGUUCGCCUCAGGAGCGGCGGCGGCGGCGGCUUCUCGCCUUCCCUGCCGCUUCGAUCUUCGCGGCUCGACGCCUCGAGGGGAGUCCGCGCGCGGCGCUGCCGGACGGCGAUUCGAGCCGCCGCCGACUACUACGCUACCCUCGGCGUCCCCAAGUCCGCGAGCAGUAAGGAGAUUAAGGCCGCUUACCGAAAGUUAGCUCGCCAGUACCACCCCGAUGUCAACAAGCAGCCGGGAGCUACGGAGAAGUUUAAGGAAAUCAGCGCUGCAUACGAGGUGCUUUCCGAUGAUAAAAAGAGGGCUUUGUAUGAUCAAUAUGGUGAAGCGGGAGUAAAGAGUACAGUGGGGGGCCCAUCAAAUGCUUAUACGACUAAUCCUUUCGAUCUAUUCGAAACAUUUUUUGGCCCAAGUAUGGGUGGUUUUGGGGGUAUGGACCCAACUGGAUUCAGAACAAGCCGACGUAGCACUGUUAUGAAGGGUGAAGAUCUACGUUAUGACAUGACUCUCCAAUUUUCUGAGACCAUAUUUGGAGCGGAGAAAGAAUUCGAGCUCUCCCACUUGGAAACAUGUGUCGUUUGCUCUGGUACUGGAGCAAAGCUUGGUUCCAAGAUGAGGAUAUGCUCAACAUGUGGUGGCAGGGGCCAGGUCAUGCGAACAGAGCAGACUCCUUUUGGCAUGUUUUCCCAGGUGUCUGUUUGUCCCAAUUGUGGUGGCGAUGGUGAAGUCAUUUCUGAAUAUUGUCGAAAAUGCUCCGGCGAAGGGCAUAUUCGGGUCAAAAAGGACAUCAAAGUGAAAAUUCCACCUGGAGUGAGCAAGGGUAGUAUCCUCAGAGUUGCUGGAGAAGGUGAUGCUGGACCAAGAGGGGGUCCUCCAGGUGAUCUCUUUGUAUAUCUUGAGGUUGAGGAGAUCCCGGAGAUUCAAAGAGAUGGAAUAAAUCUCAAUUCUACAGUAACCAUUAGUUAUUUAGAUGCUAUAUUGGGCGCGGUGGUGAAGGUUAAAACAGUUGAAGGACCUUCUGAACUACAGAUUCCUCCAGGUACACAACCAGGGGAUGUUCUGGUUCUUGCAAAAAAAGGUGCACCGAAAUUGAAUAGACCCUCAAUACGUGGCGACCACUUAUUUACAGUUAAGGUCACUGUACCAAAGCGUGUGAGUUCAGGUGAACGGGAGUUACUUGAAGAGCUGGCUUCCUUGAGUAGCUCUACCAGCAGUCGCUCAAGAACUCGCCCAAGAACACCACCACCUGCUCCAACUCCUGAGAAGCAGCAGGUGGAUUCUGAGAUGGAGGAGAAGAAUGAAGAAUCAGGAGAUGAAAAUGACUGGUGGAAGAAGUUGAAAGACUUGGCUGGGUCCGUUGCGAAUGGAGCUCUAAAAUGGAUGAAAGACAACCUGUAAUUCGAGGUAUCCCAUAAAUCGAAGUCAAAAGUCACAUUCGUCCUUGCACACUAUAAGUUGCCCUGAAAUUUUUUGUCCCCCAAAAAAUUUGCUGGCAGAAGAUGGCCCUAUUAACUGCUUUGGCCAUUCAGUCUUUCUCAGAGUUCUCCAGAAAAUCAAACGAUACAGCCCUCGCUGGUUAUUCUUUGAUUUUUUUUCGUUUCACUGUAAAUUUUAGCCAUUGAUCAGGUGAAAGUGGGUUCGUCUGUGCAAGUACAUUACUUUGUAAUUGUUACACAGGCAGGGAGAGUUCAAACUGAAGCCGAAGUUAGGGCUUGAGAUGGUCUUCUCGUCAUAGGGAAAAAGCACAUUGGCAGAUGAAUUUCCCCAGUGCACGUAUGGAUUACAAAAACGUGAGAUGUUGAUUUAAACCAUGAAAAAGCAAAUGCAAAUGCUUCCAAA